UGGCCGCGUGUGAUGGAGACUAAAUUCGGCACGUGUUUCCGAGCGCAUGCUGACGUCGAGAGAAAAGAAAAGAAAAGAGAGAGAGAGGGAGGGAGAGAAGAGGAAAGCGGUGGAGACACACGAGUUAAUCCAGCAGAUACACAGUCGUUUGGCAGAAGGGCUGAAGGGAGUCGGCGGUUUGCAGCUGUUUCUAAGUCAUGCAGUCAGUAGAAAGCUCCUCCACUCAGACAUCACGUGAUUGUCUAACGUUUGGUGACGACGACUCUGAGAUCUUUCUGUCCGAGGAUGAGAAGUCAGGUGACCACAGUAGCUCAGCCUCUUCCUCCUCUUCCUCGUUACUGGGAUGGAGCGGCACAGACAGGGAGAGAGAGAAGGACGACAGGAGUGAUGGAAGCACACAGAGAGACCAGCUGUUUGCCCAGAAAUGCUUCGAGCUGCAGGGUUUCAUCCGACCCCUUUUGGAGCUGUUGCACGGACUGAAGAAGGGCCGAUUUGACAGAGGUCUCAGCAGUUUCCAGCAGAGUUUGGCUAUGGACCGAAUCCAGAGGAUCGUAGGAGUGCUGCAGAAGCCACAUAUCGGAGAGAAGUAUCUGCCCACUCUGCUGCAGGUGGAGAUGAUGCUAAAGCUUUGGUUCCCUCACGUCAGCAUUACGUCUACAGGAACAUGUAAAUCUACACAGCUUUAUGUACAAGGAUCAAACAGCAGCAGCAGCAGCAGCAGCAGUAGUUGUAGUAGUACACCACCACACAAGCAGAGAGACCAACUGCACAUUCCAGUUAAGAAGAGAAGACUAAGCUGGUCAGACACGGACUCUUCCGCUACUCCGACUCCUGUUGCAUGUAAGUGCUUCCACAUAAAAGGUCAGGAGAAAGAAGAACAAAGUGAAGGUUUGUCUCUCAGCUGCACACCAACAUCCCACGCAGACCAAUCUGACAAGAGCAGCGAGAAAACAUCCGGACCUAAGGGCGUGUGUUGGGCCGAGCCGGGCAUGACGUGGGUCCAUGUCGCCCCCAUCCUUUCCCCUCCCAAGUCCUGUCCCACCCUGAGAGAAGGUGGAGACAAAGACAUCACAAAUGGCCACUUUCACCUUGCACCUCCUCUUCUGUCCAGCAGGGGCAGUCCGGCAACGCAGGACAACUCCAUCUCAUCCACAACACCCUGCUCCGAGCCAGUGACGGUGACUCUGUCAGAGGGGCGGAGCCUGUCUCCUCCAAUCACAGAGCACCUUUCAAGCCUAUUACAAAGUUAAUGAGUCAGAACCAAACCCAGACAACAGAGACUUGUUUAGGAAAACUUCUGGGGUGUUUUUUUGUAACUGAUUCUUUUUUUAUUAAUAUUUUUACGGAUAUUUAGGCAGCUUAGCCUUUUUGUGUUGUAAAAAUGAUGAGAUCCAGAAAAAUCAGUAGCAGUGUGCUGAUCGAGCAGGUGUGUGUGUGUGUGUGUGUGUGUGUGUGUGUGUGUGUGUGUGUGUGUGUGUUGUUACAUCAGUGUAUCAGUUCAGUGUAUGAUAACAAAAUGAUGCUGUUAUUUAGACACAAACAUUCAGUAGUUUAUUAAGACAGCUGGAGGGAGUUACGCCGAACCGUCCACAACACACAGGACCUCAUGUUUUUGUUUCAGAAGGGAAUGAUCACAAAGACACAACAUUUCACACCCAUUACAAUGUGUAGCAGAGUUCAGAAGUGUGUCGGACCAACGCAGCCUCAUCUACUGCUGAUCAGAAGUGUCUGCCUUGCUGAGCAAACCUUCAGCCUUAUGCCAUAGUUACUCAGGAUCCUGUGUGUGUGUGUGUGUGUGUGUGUGUGUGUGUGUGUGUGUGUGUGUGUGUGUGUGUGUGUGUGUCUGAUCCUACUGCAAGUUGAUUUCCAUAUUAAAUAUGAAAUUAUUCCCAUGUACCCAUGAGACUGAAUGAAAAUUCAGUUAAUAAGGUUGUCCUAUGAGCUCCUAUGAGCUCUCAUGAGCUCUCCUGGUCAUUUGCAUACAAGGAGACACACUAAUGUCAAACACAAAGUGACUUACUGAAGGUUUUAUUAAUAGGAAUUGCAUUAUUAAUGUUAAACAGUUCCCUGAUUCCAAUUCUAGACAAAUUUCGUGUCGUUCAGGUUCAGACCUCAGAGAGCAAACUUAAAUCUAUAAACCUUUUGAUUAGGACAAAAGAACCAGCACCCUAUAAAAGGAGGAAGAGUGUGUGAGUGUGCACGUGAGUGUGCACGUGAGUAAGAGUGUGCACGUGAGUGUGCGUGUGAGUGAGAGUGUGCAUGUGAGUGUGUAGACUUUAAUCUAAUGAUCACAUUGUGGAUGAGUCACAUUCACACACACACACACGUUACAGUUACCAGGACACACUGCAGGGUUUAGUUACUGAAUCCUCACACACACACACACACACACACACACACACACUGUGGGAACAUUUAAACUCCUCUGCUGAUGCCUUCAGUCCCACCGUUUGCCUGCUGAAACUUCAGAUCACAGCAGAAUGUUUUAAAUGUUAACCUUUAAGGCUGAAAAGGACGAAGCUAGAAAUGAUUCUAAAUGACUGUGAGGAGUUAGAAUUGGCCACGAGAUGGAACAUGAAGCAAAAGGGAUUAUUAUUAUUAUUAUUAUUAUUAUUAUUAUUAUUAUUAUUAUUAUUAUGAGAAGGUUUUAAAAGUCCAAUAAAGGAAGGAAGUUGUAGCGAUAAAAAAAGAAAUUUAGUUCCUGUUAAAAUGUCUGAAAAACAAACAAACAAACAAACAAACAAAACUCCUCCUCGACUCCGAACUCUUACUCGUCACCUCAGGAUAAACUCCUCCCCUUCACGCAUUAGCAUAAAAAAUAAAGUAACACUUCUGAAGUGUAAACGAGUCCCAACACGCCGAGAUGUUCUCCUAAAUCAGACGCUACACUUCACUGCUUUGAGAAGGAGAAUAUACACAUCACAGUUAGCUGGUUAGGUCGUUGCUAGCAAAAGAAAGACGAACAUGGAGGUGGGCAAUAAGCAGGGGUAGAAGAUUGGGGGCCUUUAAAGUUGAGCCGAGAGAAGCAACAUGGGGCAAAAGUCCGGUGCCUGAUAUGGUCAGCACACCAGUAGCAACUGGUCACUGCUUCACUCUUGGACCUCGGGUGUUGGAUUAGAGACGUCGAGGUCUCAGAGCGAGCUGAAAGUUUGUGUAUGUACACAGCUGUAGGUCACAGGGCCAGGAGCCAGACGUCUCAUCGGGUGUCACAUGGGGCAAAUAUCAAAGGGACGUAUAAAUAAGGCAAGAAACUAAAGAGCAGUAGGGUAACAUUUCUAUUGUGAUGUGUUUAAUAUUAUUAUUAUUAUUAUUAUUAUUCAGUUCAGUUUUAUUUCUAUAGCAGAUAUGUGAAGUUAGACAACAGAUAUUGUCACACUGAAGCUUUACAGGAAAGUUUUAAAUACAAAAUAUGACCUCAGUGAGACCAGAAGGACCAACUCCCUGAGAUGACAUGGGAAGAGGACCAGACACAGAGAGACACUGAGAGAGAGACACUGUCCCUGUCCACCUCUGUACUCUGGUCAUAACAGUGCUAAUGCUGAUGGACUGAUGGAGAAAGUCACUGGCUCUCCAACACCUGGAGCAGAUGUUCAGUGCUCUUGACUUCCUGGUGUAGGUGUGUUAGAAUCUCCACUUAUUUGUUUUCUCAUCGGACCCGGAUGCAGUCUGCAAUGUGACGUGAUUAUGUAGAAUAUUGUGUGUGACUGUAAUGAAGAAGGUCACAGAUCAAGCUCAUGCUUUCCAACACAAUUCCAGCCCAUUAUUUAUUCAUAUGAACACUUUUUUAUAUGUUUUUGUUUGGUUAUUUAUUCAUCUGCAGCCCCCCCCCUCCCCCAUCCGGCGUGAGGGGCGUUUCCUGUACAGUUUUUUGGGUGACAUUUUAGCUGCAUUAGUUUCUGUAGUAACAGAAAGAAAGCGAGGGAAACCUGUGCCUUUAAUAGCAUACGUGUGUUUUAUAUCUGGUUUUUGAUCGUUUGUAGACGUCCGAGUCCAUUAGAACUGUUACAGCUGUUAUUGUGCACUAAUGUAAGACAAACAGGGCUGAGGACACGGAGUGUGAAGGACACAAGCGACCACGGCACAUCCAGGGUUCCUGCUGUUAUUUAUCCCGAUUUUAAUCCUUACUUUGUGCUUAUGCAUAUUUUCCAUAAUUGUGUGUAAUUAUCAGCAAAAACAAGAGAUUGUGUUGGUUAGUAGAUGUUGUGGAGCUGAUACUGACCUAGCAGAUGUUGUGGAGCUGAUACUGACCUAGCAGAUGUUGUGGAGCUGAUACUGACCUAGCAGAUGUUGUGGAGCUGAUACUGACCUAGCAGAUGUUGUGGAGCUGAUACUGACCUAGCAGGAGGUGUACCUGUAACUCAUGUACAGCAAAGCAGGCAACUGAAAAAUUCAAGCAAUAACAUCAUCAAGAUGUAUUCCUGUUAUUCAGACGCUAACGUCAGACCUGUGGCGUGUGUUUAGGGUUCAGAUGAUCGCUUCUCUGCUCUUGCCCUUUAUUUAAUGUAAUACGGGAUUUGACCUGUCUUUAGAACCAAUAACAAAUCAUUGCACUUCUCUGUGUAUUUUCUUCUCCGCAGCCCAACUGUCUGUUAUCUCUCUAUUUAUUUUCAUCUUUCUACUUUUUUCAGUCUUUUAAUAAACAAUCCAUUUUGGAAAGAA
This is a messenger RNA of Tachysurus fulvidraco (yellow catfish), 4659 nucleotides long. It is a transcript of the gene ciarta, whose product is annotated as circadian associated repressor of transcription a. Gene Ontology annotation, molecular function: RNA polymerase II cis-regulatory region sequence-specific DNA binding. Lineage: Eukaryota; Metazoa; Chordata; Actinopteri; Siluriformes; Bagridae. Gene Ontology annotation, cellular component: nucleus. Gene Ontology annotation, biological process: circadian regulation of gene expression; negative regulation of DNA-templated transcription. The record is from RefSeq and is a predicted model, not a curated record. The transcript has 6 exons. Bases 198 to 1250 code for a protein of 350 amino acids.